AUGAAUACUGAUAUCACUACCACUCCGUCUGACGACUCCAAUACCACAUCCCAAACCUCAAGUCCCCAAAGGACCACAGUUUCUGGUGAGGAACAGUACUUCAGAUGUGGUACUAAAGAUCAAAUCAGUACUGAUAUCACUAUCCCUACGCCUGACAACUCCAUAACUACAUCCCAAACCUCCAGAAGUUCUGUCGGGUCUUCAGCAUCCCGUGAGGAACAGUACUUCAGAUGUAACGCGCGGAGUACUGGCCCGGCCCGAUACAGUUUUAUCGGUUUCAGCUCUUCGCAUAUAGCAGAUAUAGCUUACCAUACCGGAUGCUAACUACAUCAGAUAUAUCUGGACGUGCUAGUUACUCC
Molecule: messenger RNA, 359 nt
Organism: Oppiella nova
Lineage: Eukaryota; Metazoa; Arthropoda; Arachnida; Sarcoptiformes; Oppiidae
Source: the annotation of a GenBank genome assembly